Molecule: messenger RNA, 2160 nt
Organism: Closterium sp. Naga37s-1
Lineage: Eukaryota; Viridiplantae; Streptophyta; Zygnematophyceae; Desmidiales; Closteriaceae
Source: the annotation of a GenBank genome assembly
AUGGCUGUCACCAGCGCUGUUGCUCGGCCGGCUCUUGCGUCUGCGCUGAGCUCCUGUCGGCGGCUUGCUUCUCAAGCCGCUGUCGAAGGAAAUGGGGCCGCGUCGCUAGUCGUGGCGGAGGAAGAGGAGUGCGAGGGGGAGGCGGAGGACGGGUACUGUAGCGCGCAGGAGUUUAGCAGCGAAGAGAAAGAACUCGCGGUGGACGAUUUGCGCGAUUCGCGCGCAGAGGAGCCGCGGAAAGAACAGCAGGCGGCGUCGCCAGUGAUUACGUGGCAGCUCGUGGUUGGUCUGGUGCUGCGGCACAAACUGCGGCUGGUGGGGCUCGCCGUGGGUCUCAUCGCGGGGACGACGUGCAACGUGGUGCUGCCGCGCAUCAACGGUAACUUCGUGCAGGCGCUCGUGGCGCCCGUGCCCGUGCCGCUGGCGCAGCUGCUGCUACCAAUUGCGGCGAUCUACGUGCUGGAGCCGGCGGCCACGCUGCUGUUCGUGUCGUCGCUCUCCGCCGUGUGGGAGUCCGUCAUGGCCGCCGUCCGGGUCCGCGUCUUCCGCCGCCUGCUGCUGCAGAAGGUGGCGUUCUACGACGCGCACAAGGUGGCGGCGCUGAGCGGCGUGCUGUCGUCGGAGCUGGGGUUCAUGGACAAGGCCGUCACCGACAACGUCACUCGCGACCGCGGCCUCCGCUCCAUCUGCGAGGUGGUGUCAACACUGGCGAUCCUGUUCGUGAUCGCGCCGGACCUGGCGCCCGUGUUCUCGCUGCUGGCGGUGGGCAUCUCGCUCAUCGCGGGCAUCUACAAGCGCGGCACGCUGCCCGUGUUCGCGCGCAGCACCGCCACCCAGGCGCGCAUCACCGACUCCGCCACCGAGACCUUCCAAGCCAUCCGCACCGUACGGUCGUUUGGAGGCGAGGCGCGGCAGCUGGGGCGGUUCGCAGGCCACGUGGCAGAGGCGCGGGAGACGGGCACGCGGCUGAGUGUGCUCAAGUCGACCAACGAGGCGCUGACACGUGGCUGCGUGUACAUCUCCCUCAUGUGUGUCUACAUCCUGGGCGGGCACAAGGUCCAAAUGGGCGUGAUGGCAGCGGGCACGGUGCUGGCGUUCGUGGGCUACACCUUCCUCCUCACCUUCGCUAUCCAGGGGCUGGUGAACACCAUGGCGGACGUGCAGAACGCGCUCUCUGCAGUGGCGCGCAUCAACGCCCUCCUCUCCGCCUCGCCCCCCGAACCCAACCUCUCCAUCCCCGAACCGCUCCCGGACCUCUCCGUGCCGCUUCCCCCCUCCACCCCUUGCCCCGAGCCGGCGGCCGUGGGGGUGGUGGGAGAAGCGGAGGAAAAGGAGGGGCUGAUUGCGGUGCAGAGAGGGAAUGGAGCGGUGGUGGGGGGCGGGAAGGGGUUGUCGGCGUGUGAGCUGGCAUGGACGGGCGGCAUUGAGUUCAGAGACGUGCGCUUUGCGUAUCCGCAGCGGGCGGCAGUGGAGGUGAUAAAGGGCAUCAAUCUCGUGCUGCCACGUGGCACUGUCACAGCGCUCGUGGGCGGCAGUGGCGCGGGCAAGUCCACCGUCGUGCAGCUGCUCUCCAGGUUCUAUGAGCCGGUAGCGGGCACGAUAUCACUGGCGGGCGAGGACAUAGCAUCAUUCGACCGCACGCAGUGGACGCGCGCUGUCUCACUCGUCAGCCAGGAGCCCGUGCUCUUCGCCAUGUCCGUGCGCGACAACAUUGCCUAUGGCCUCCCAGACGCUGACGUGGCAGAGGCUGACGUCAUCAGGGCUGCCAAGGCGGCCAACGCCCAUGAGUUCAUACUGAAGCUGCCCCAGGGGUACGACACGAUGGUGGGGGAGAGGGGUGGGCUGCUCAGCGGCGGCCAGAGGCAGCGUCUCGCAAUAGCGCGAGCGAUACUGAAGGACGCGCCGAUUCUGAUUCUGGACGAGGCCACGAGUGCACUCGACAGCGUGUCGGAGCGACUCGUGCAGCAGGCACUGGAGGGGCUCAUGCAGGGCCGCACGACGCUGGUGAUAGCGCAUCGGCUGAGCACGGUGCAGGCAGCAGAUCAGAUCGUGGUGAUGGCGGCCGGCCGGCUUGUAGAGAGGGGGACACACGCCCAGCUCGUGGCACAGGGGGGUGCUUAUGCCACACUGGUUAAUGCGCAGCACUUGACGUUUGAGUAG